Messenger RNA from Scheffersomyces amazonensis, 503 nucleotides. RefSeq lists its product as uncharacterized. The transcript has a single exon. NCBI's taxonomy places the organism in Eukaryota, Fungi, Ascomycota, Pichiomycetes, Serinales, Debaryomycetaceae. The annotation marks the transcript as partial. The record is from RefSeq and is a predicted model, not a curated record.
CAAACAACAGUCCCUAAAUCAUUUGAAUCUGCUGAUAGUAAAUCUUUACAGUUUCACAGUGAUAGAUAUUUCAGUCGAUUAAAUAUUUAUGAGUUAUCGAAAAUCUUAGGACUUGAUCAAUUUAAUAUUAUAUUAACUAAAGAAGUUGAAAUUAAUAUUUUAGAUAUGUUUAAGAAUUAUUGUCUGUUUAAAUUAGGUUAUCAAACAUGGAUUAGAGGUACAACAAGAGAAUAUCGAGAAGGAGUAAUUGAUACAUUAUAUAAAUUAUCGAGAACUUUUUAUCCGGAAUUGAAUAAAUUUGAUUUAGAAGUAAUUGUUAGACGAGGAGCUUAUAGUUUAAUGCAAACUAGAUUAAGGAAAGAAAGGAGAUUAAUGAUUAAAUAGAAUGAUUAAAUAGUUAAUGGGUUUAUGUAAAGGUUUGGAUUUUAUAGGUAGGUAUUGUUUUAUGGGUAUAGGUAUUGUUUUGGGUUUAUAGGUAUUAGGUUUAGGUUUAGGUAUUAUUU